This is a messenger RNA of Neohortaea acidophila, 2804 nucleotides long. RefSeq lists its product as uncharacterized. The record is from RefSeq and is a predicted model, not a curated record. The coding region runs from base 359 to 2605 and encodes 748 amino acids. Gene Ontology annotation, cellular component: SCF ubiquitin ligase complex. Gene Ontology annotation, molecular function: protein binding. Lineage: Eukaryota; Fungi; Ascomycota; Dothideomycetes; Mycosphaerellales; Teratosphaeriaceae. Gene Ontology annotation, biological process: SCF-dependent proteasomal ubiquitin-dependent protein catabolic process. The transcript has a single exon.
CCAUUCCAUUACCCGUCGGAAGAAGAGACAGUGGCAGACGUGCUGGACACAUCCCCCAGCACGUGUGCUCCUCCAACGACCUUCUUUCUCGCACACUCUUCGGCGUAGGCAACGCUUCUUCCUGCCGCCGCAGCGUGCCCAGCUCCCAGCUGACCAACCAAGCCAGCCCCACCAAGCCAACUCGCUGCCGCCGCCGCCGCCGCAAGACCGAUGAUCUCUCCAUGAGCUCUCUCGCACGACACAUCCCUCCAUCCACCUAGAUCCGCCAUUCCCUUCGACCUCUCCACUGCUCAUCCACCCCCGUUCCUCUCCUCCGUCCAUCGGCGUCCCUUCAACCUCUCCCACCCUCCGCCCCGCCAUGGCCGCCGAGACAGCCAACGGCUCGAUGGCGUCCAUCUCCGUCCAACCCCUCUCCCCGCCCGACGAAUCCCCUCAGAGCCCCUCCCGGCUCAUACCUCCGCCCUUCGAAGAGCAGCCUCGGAGGAAACUCAAGGGCAGAGCGCGGCUGCUCGCGGGACUACAACGCAUCUCUUCCUCCCAAUCCCUCUCACGUGCGGGCCACGCCAAUGCUCGUGGCUACAAUGGCAGCGGAAAGGGCUCCAUCUCUUGCAUCUCCCUCUCCUCCGCUCCUUCCCUCCUCAGCCCUCCGUACACUCCCACCCUCUCCGACGAGCAUUCCUACUUCCAUACCGCUCCAACAUCCGGCACCAGCACCCCCCGAAUCGCCCUGACUUCCCGCGAUGAACGCGCCCGGGUGAUACAUUUGAUCUCUGCCGAAGCAAAGAACACCGCUACGCUACCAGUGGAUCUCCGGCCCACCCCAAAGUCCCCUCUCGAGGCCGGAAUUGCCGAGGUGGAUGAAGACUACUUCUCGCGGCCCAUCUCCAAGCCCGCACAGCCCCUCAGAGACUUCAACUUCUGGCGAGACCUGCCCUCGGAACUCCGGAUGGGAAUAUUGAGCUAUCUCGACCCCCGUGAGGUGAUUCGAUGCUCCUCCGUCUCCAAGUCCUGGCAUGAAAUGUGCUUUGAUGGUCAACUGUGGGCGGUGCUAGACACUGCUUCCUUCUACCAACACAUCCCCGCCGAUGCUCUAGUCAGCCUCAUCACUUCUGCCGGUCCCUUCCUGCGUGAUUUGAACCUUCGGGGCUGUGUGCAGCUUCGUGAACGAUGGCACGCCCGAGGACUUUCAGACGCGUGUCGAAACCUCGAGAACUUUUGCCUGGAAGGAUGCCGCAUCGACCGGACGUCCAUACACAACUUCUUGUAUAACAACAGCCGUCUUGUACACAUCAAUCUGUGCGGUCUGGCGGGCACCACUAAUUCGGCCAUGAAGAUCAUUGCCGCCAACUGUCCCCGACUUGAAUUUCUGUCGGUCAGCUGGUGUAACAACGUGGACACGACCGGUUUGAAGAGAGUCAUCGCCGGCUGCCCCAAUCUGACCGACCUGCGUGCGAGCGAGAUCCGUGGUUGGGAUGAUGUUGAUUUUGCCCACCAAAUCUUCUUGCGCAACUCGUUGGAGCGGCUCGUGCUGAUGAAUUGCGAGUCUCUCACCGACGAAGCACUCGCCGUGCUGAUGGAAGGCAAAGACAGCGAAGUGGACUAUCUGACGGGCAGGCCGAUCGUGCCUCCCCGCAAGCUCAAACAUCUCGACCUGACUCGGUGUCGAGGCAUCACCGACAAGGGAUUGCGUACGUUGGUUGGCAACGUGCCCGAACUGGAAGGCCUGCAGUUGUCCAAAUGUCAUGGUGUUGUUGACACCAUGCUCACCGAGCUCUUCCCCACCACUCCCAACCUCACACACCUCGAUCUGGAAGAGCUGGACGAACUCACCAAUGCGAUGCUGCACAGUCUCGCAGGCGCCGCCUGCGCCAAGGGUCUCCAGCAUCUGAGUAUAUCAUAUUGCGAGAAUCUUGGCGACACCGGAAUGCUUCCCUUGCUUCAAUCCUGCACCAACCUUCGCUCGCUCGAGAUGGAUAACACGCGCAUCUCCGAUCUCGUCCUCACCGAAGCAGCUGCAAUGGUGCGACGACGUGCUCCACGAACGCUGGUUCAAGAGAAGCAAGGCCUCUUCCUACCCAAGACCGGACUGCGACUCAUUGCGUACGACUGCCAGAAUGUUACGUGGACGGGCGUGAGGGAGGUGCUUUCCCGCAAUGCCGAAUUCUCCGUCACCACGCACGCGGUAGAAUUGCCUCCUCUGGACAAGAGUACCACCGAAUCGUCCGCCGCGUCGUCUGUAGAAACACUGCCAUCCCCCGUCACACCUCCGCCACGCCUCCACAUUGUGAGGAGCACAUCAUAUCCCACCGAGGUGGUCAACCUGAAGUGCUUUUACAACUACCAGCCCACGGUGGAAGAGCACACCAAGAGAGUCAUGCGUGGUGAUUUCCUGUCUGCACGGCGGCUGGAGAGGAAGUGGGCGGAGUUCAUGAUGGCGCAAGAGGAGGCGGGAGCGGGGGGAGCGGGAAGCAGAAGGCGACGACGCCGGGUGCGUGAGGCGCAAAUGAUGCAUGCGGAUGAGGAGGAUGGAGCGGGUACGCCGGGGUCGGGCGUGGGUGGAGGGCGUAGAAGACGCGCGAGGAGUGGCGGGUGUGCUCUUAUGUGAAUAUGACACCAUUUUGGCGCAAUUUGAAUGGGCAUGAGUGGUUGGAGUCUGGAUGGUCACCAUUUGGAGAUGGGAGGCAUGGUCAUUUGGAUAUAGCGCGACAUAUGUGACGCGUUCACAAGGCUGUAACAAGCGGAUACGAAGAUCUCAAGCACUAUCAGUAUACAUCCUUGCACCCGUCUACAGAGAGCGCCACAUU